AUGGUCAGCUCUGGAGUUGGAUCUUUCGCUGAUAAUUCAGAGUUUGGAUGGAUCCUAAAUUGGCAGAAGUAUUCCGAGGUUCCUUCUUUUCGUCUGGAGUAUCUGGGUCUCAUCUUGGAUUCCAGUGUGGCCAGGGUGUUUGUUCCUCAGAAGAAGCUGCAGAAUUUGUGUAUACAACCAAUUUUUGAAGAUACUGUAAAUGAAGACGACAUAGAAAUCUUAUCAGGAGAAACCAAUACGGUACCCAUGCUGCAGCCUCGUGGGAGGAAACUGGAGAUGCCUAUCAAGAUACAGACAGAACAGUUUAAACUAGCUGUGGAAUAUCUGAUAGAGUUUGGAUAUCUUCCUGAUGACAAUCUCACUGACUAUGAUGUUCCUGACGCACCAUUUAUCACAGAACAUCAGAUUCCUGAAGAGUUUAUUAGUGGUCUGGAAUGGUUUCAGAGACAAAAUGGACUGAAUGUAACAGGUAAACUAGAUGAACAAACUACUGAAGCAAUGAAAUUGCCUCGUUGCGGGAAGCAUGAACAGAGAAUGGCGUACAAUAGAGGAGCCAGGUGGAAGACAGAUAUGUUAACUUACAAAAUUAUUAACACUACAGCCAAGUUGCAAACUGGACUAGUCAGAGAUGAGCUAGUUAAAGCCAUAAAGGUUUGGGAGUCUGCAUCGCCACUCAAAUUUGUGGAAGUGAAUGUUAACCAAACAGCUGACAUUGACAUCUUUUUUGUAUCUGGUCUGCAUAAUGAUGGUGAAAGGAAUGCCUUUGAUGGCCCAGGUCGUGUCCUAGGCCAUGCCUUCAUGCCACCAUUCAGCAAAAGCAAGAAAUCCAUUGAUGGGGACUUACAUCUUGACAAUGAUGAAAAGUGGACAAUCAAUGAAAAAAAAGGGGUGAACCUUCUGCAAGCUGCUGCACAUGAACUUGGACAUUCCUUGGGUCUCGAGCACUCCACCAUUCCCGGGGCUCUGAUGGCACCAACUUACAAAGGAUACAAGCCAUUAUUUGAACUUCAUCCAGAUGAUAUUGAAGCCAUUCAGGCACUGUAUGGAAAACCUACAGCAAAGAAAAAUUCAAGCUCAAGUUCUCCUGAAGGCAGUUCCAAAGUUGUCACACCUGGUCCUGGGAAAAAGAAUAUCACUGCCAGCGCAACAUUAUCAGACAAUAAGGAUCCUAAAAAGCAGUCUAUAAUCAAGUUGUGUGGAGAUGAAGAAAUUGAUACUUUUGUAUCCACCAAAGAUGGUGCAAUUUAUGUAUUCAAAGGUGAAUAUUUCUGGGACCUUAGCCAUGGCAAACUGCCAAUGGCACCAAAGAAAAAACACCCGCAGCUGAUAUCUUCUAAAUGGAAAGAGCUCCCAGCUUCCAUUGAUGCUGCAAUAAGGAUGCAAAACCCAGUUGCUGACCAAGAUGGAAAAAUCUUCUUUUUCAAGGGAACUAAAUAUUGGAAGUAUGAAAAUGAUAAAAUUGAAGCAGGCUAUCCAAAAGCGAUAAAAGAAGGAUUUCCUGGUAUUCCACACAGCGUAGAUGCUGCAUUCACUCAGCCUGCCAUUGUAGCUAAGGGAGGUAAAGUUAUUCGGGAAGAGAGGAUAUUUUUUAUCAAAGGAAAAAAAUACUUCUUGUAUGACCCAGUCAGCGGAAAUAGCACAAAACCAGAGUCACUGGAAGAAGACUGGUUUGGCGUGAAACUACCAAUUACUGCUGCACUGAGCCUGAAGAAUGAGAUGUACCUCAUUGGCAGAAAAAAGUUCCAGAAAAUUCUAAUGCUCACCUACUCACAUAAUCGGGUAUAUGGCCAGAUUCAGCAAGCUAAACCUUUGAACCAACUGCUUCUAUGCGAGUCUACUAAACCAUAG
Molecule: messenger RNA, 1848 nt
Organism: Nanorana parkeri
Lineage: Eukaryota; Metazoa; Chordata; Amphibia; Anura; Dicroglossidae
Product: matrix metalloproteinase-18-like
Exons: 9
Coding region: 1-1848 (615 amino acids)
Biological process (GO): collagen catabolic process; proteolysis; extracellular matrix organization
Cellular component (GO): extracellular matrix
Molecular function (GO): metalloendopeptidase activity; zinc ion binding
Source: RefSeq, a predicted model, not a curated record